Alligator sinensis (Chinese alligator) is the source of this 2478-nucleotide messenger RNA. It is a transcript of the gene SND1, whose product is annotated as staphylococcal nuclease and tudor domain containing 1. The record is from RefSeq and is a predicted model, not a curated record. Gene Ontology annotation, cellular component: RISC complex; cytosol; nucleus. The annotation marks the transcript as partial. Gene Ontology annotation, molecular function: RNA binding; nuclease activity. Gene Ontology annotation, biological process: mRNA catabolic process; regulatory ncRNA-mediated gene silencing. The transcript is spliced from 22 exons. Lineage: Eukaryota; Metazoa; Chordata; Crocodylia; Alligatoridae.
AUGGGGAGCUGGGAGAGUGGGUGGAAACUGCCUGCUCUGACGUGUUUUUACCUGGGACAGUCCCAGGUUCUCUCAGGAUGUGCCAUCAUCGUCCGCGGGCAGCCACGAGGAGGGCCUCCCCCUGAGCGGCAAAUCAACCUCAGCAACAUCCGGGCCGGCAACCUCGCCCGCCGGGCCGCGGCUGGGCAGCCAGAAGCCAGGGACACCCCGGAUGAGCCCUGGGGCUUUCCAGCACGUGAGUUCCUGCGCAAGAAGCUCAUUGGGAAGGAGGUGUGCUUCACGGUGGAGUACAAGACCCCGCAGGGCCGGGAGUAUGGCAUGGUCUACCUGGGCAAAGACACAACUGGGGAGAACAUCGCCGAGUCGCUGGUGGCCGAAGGCCUGGCUUCCCGUAGGGAAGGAAUCCGAGCCAACAACCCUGAGCAGAGCAGGCUGGCAGAGCUAGAGGAGCAGGCCAAGAUUGCCAAGAAGGGCAUGUGGAGCGAGGGCACGGGCUCCCACACCCUCCGGGACCUCAAGUACACCAUCGAGAACCCCCGCCACUUCGUGGACUCCAUGCACCAGAAGCCUGUCAACGCCAUCAUCGAGCACGUGCGUGAUGGCAGUGUGGUCCGAGCCCUGCUGCUCCCAGAUUACUACCUGGUCACCGUCAUGCUCUCCGGGAUCAAGUGCCCCACCUUCAAGAGAGAGGCGGACGGCACCGAGACGCCGGAGCCGUUUGCGGCAGAAGCCAAGUUCUUCACAGAGUCACGGCUGCUGCAGAGAGACGUGCAGAUUGUCCUGGAGAGCUGUCACAACCAGAAUAUCCUGGGCACCAUCCUGCACCCGAACGGCAACAUCACGGAGCUGCUGCUGAAGGAGGGCUUUGCACGCUGCGUGGACUGGUCCAUCGCUGUUUACACCCGUGGGGCUGACAAGCUGCGCGCGGCUGAAAGAUACGCCAAGGAACGCAAGCUGCGCAUCUGGAGAGACUAUGUGGCUCCUACAGCAAAUCUGGACCAGAAGGACAAGCAGUUUGUGGCCAAGGUGAUGCAGGUGCUCAACGCGGACGCCAUCGUGGUGAAGCUGAACUCGGGAGACUACAAAACCAUCCACCUCUCCAGCAUCCGGCCCCCAAGACUGGAGGGCGAAAGCACUCAGGACAAGAACCGGAAGCUGCGGCCUCUGUACGACAUUCCCUACAUGUUCGAGGCCCGGGAGUUCCUGCGCAAGAAGCUUAUCGGGAAGAAGGUGAAUGUCACAGUGGACUACAUCCGGCCCGCCAGCAGUGCCACAGAGACUGUGCCCGCCUUCUCCGAGCGCACCUGUGCCACCGUGUCCAUCGGAGGCAUAAACAUCGCAGAAGCCCUCGUCAGCAAGGGCCUGGCCACCGUCAUCCGCUACCGGCAGGACGACGACCAGAGAUCCUCACACUACGACGAGCUGCUGGCCGCUGAGGCAAGGGCUAUUAAGAAUGGCAAGGGACUGCACAGCAAGAAGGAGGUGCCCAUUCACCGGGUGGCUGACAUCUCUGGGGACACCCAGAAGGCCAAGCAGUUCCUGCCCUUCCUGCAGCGGGCCGGGCGCUCCGAGGCAGUGGUGGAGUACGUCUUCAGCGGCUCACGUCUCAAGCUCUACAUGCCAAAGGAAACCUGCCUUAUCACCUUCCUGCUCGCAGGCAUCGAGUGCCCCCGCGGGGCCCGCAACCUGCCCGGCCUGGUGCACGAAGGGGAGCCUUUCAGUGAGGACGCCACACUCUUCACCAAGGAGCUGGUGCUGCAGCGGGAGGUGGAGGUGGAGGUGGAGAGCAUGGACAAGGCGGGCAACUUCAUCGGGUGGCUGCACGUGGACGGUGCCAACCUCUCCGUGUCGCUGGUGGAGCAGGCGCUCUCCAAGGUGCACUUCACUGCCGAGCGCAGCCCCUACUACAAGGCCCUGCUCAGCGCCGAGGAGGCCGCCAAGCAGCGCAAGGAGAAGGUGUGGUCACACUACGAGGAGGUGCCGGCGGAGGAGGCGGCACCGGUGCUGGAGGAGAAGGAGCGGGCAGCCAACUACAAGCCCGUCUUCGUCACCGAGAUCACUGACGACCUGCACUUCUACGUGCAGGAUGUGGAGACAGGGGCCCAGCUGGAGAAGCUGAUGGAGAACAUGCGGGCCGAGAUCGCCAGCCACCCGCCCCUGGAGGGCUCCUACGCCCCGCGCCGUGGGGACUACUGCAUCGCCAAGUUCGUGGACGGGGAGUGGUACCGGGCCCGGGUAGAAAAGGUGGAGUCUCCGGCCAAGGUGCACGUCUUCUACAUCGACUACGGCAAUAAGGAGACGCUGCCGGCCACACGCCUGGGUGCCCUGCCGCCCGCCUUCAGCACCCGCGUGCUGCCCGCGCAGGCCACUGAGUACGCCUUCGCCUUCGUCCAAGUGCCGCAGGACGUGAGUACCACCAGCUCCGGGUCAAGCGCCCCUCUGUCUGCCCGUCCAUCCACCACUGAGCUCAGCCAGCCG